UACCAGUCUAGGGCUGAGACAACAAACCACAACAACACCCAUCUUAUAACAAUGGCGGAUGUUCCUGCAGCGUUUCGAGAUCAACUCAAAGCUUUCGAACUUGAUGUUGUCCAUUUCACUGGUGAGGAACUAGGAAAAGGCUCUUAUGGAAGUGUAGAAAUUGUAGAAGUGACCGGAGAACGCUGUGCAGCAAAAAUUCUCCAUGAAGCUUUAGUGGAAUCUAACUCAAGGUUGCCCAACCAGAGGGCUAGAGGCCGUGGAUACCAGCCAAGAUCUCUCAUAGAAGCCUUCACGACUGAAUGUACGCUAAUGAGUGAAGUUCGCCAUCCUAACAUUGUGAGGUUUCUGGGUAUUUGCUAUCAUAGGCCGGGGGAAAGCAUUCCAGUCAUUGUUAUGGAGCUGCUCAAAACCUGCUUACACGAGUUACUUGAGUCCGAGACGAGAAAAAGCCAAGUUAUACCGCUUUCAGUAAAGCUGUGUAUCUUGUUGGAUGUCUCUAAAGGCUUGGUACAUUUGCAUAGCCUGGAUAUUGUUCAUCGUGAUCUGACCGCUCGCAAUGUUUUGUUGAGUCAAUCUCUCACUGCUAAAAUAGCUGAUCUGGGUAUGGCUCGUUUGAUUGAGUUGAAACCUGGCCGACAAGAAGCGACGAUGACAAAAGGUCCUGGAAAUGCCAACUACAUGCCACCAGAGGCCAGAGAUGGUGGUCCAAUGACAGCCCAGUAUGGCAAACCAAUCGACUGCUUCUCCAUGGGCCACCUCAUUCUGUUCACUACCACACAGGAAUUUCCUGAGCCACUGUAUCCAACUUACUUCGACAGUCAAUCAAAGACAACCAAAGUUCGUACAGAGAUUGAGCGACGUGAAGAUAGUUUCCAAGCUGCCGUCACAGAAGUUGGGCAGGAUCAUCCGCUGCUGCAGGUGGCCUCACAAUGCUUACAGAACAACCCUCAGGUUAGGCCAAUAGUUUCUGAGAUAAUGAUGCAAAUUCAAGAAGAAGCUGUAGGUGAACUACGACAGAAAAAUUUAAAACUUGAGUCAGAUUUGAAUGAACAUCAACGUCAAUCUCAACAAGUUAUCGAUGAACUUACACGCGAUGUUGAGGAUCUCCAGAGCAAACACGUUGAGGCAGUCAAGGAAAAGGAAGCUCUGUUGAAGAAACUGGAGCAACAACAAGAGGUUCACAAGCCCAAACCAGUCAUACGGAAUGAAGUUAGCUACCCACCUAAGACGCCAUUUUCACAAGAACAAACACCUCCUAAUACUGCCAUUGCCAACACUGUGCCUUAUGAUGCAGUGGGUGAAAUAUCCGAAGAACAUAUUGUUGAUCCUGAAGCCAAUAAAGAAGAACACAGAGGUGAUACAAGAGAUGAUAAUUUGGUGACACCAGAAUGGUUGAACGAAAUUGCUUCUGAAGAUCGUUAUGGCUAUGAUAACUUAAGGCAAUCUAAGGGCUUCAAAAAUUACGUCAAAGCAGCCCCUGACUUGAAGCAGAAGACGGCGGUAUCUGAGACCCUUGGCCACCAACAAACCAAUGAACCAUCACCUAACCUACCUAACCUGGACACUCCCGAGCCUGAUGCUACUCGAGUACAAGCUAAUCACUGGCAACACAAUACGUGUGAUUAUGAAAAUAGACCAGCUGGAUAUAAACCAGCUCCUGAAGUAAAACAGAAGACGGAGGUACCUGAGACUUCUGGCCACCAACAAACCAAUGAACCAUCACUUAACCUACCUAACCUGGACACUCCCGAGCCUGAUACUACUCGAGUACAAGCUUACGACUGGAAACACAAUACGUGUGAUCAUGAAAAUAGACCAGCUGGAAAUAAACCAAUAGCUAAACGUCGAAACAAACUUGAUGUGGAAAAAUCCUCCACUGGUUCACACCUACCCACACCUAGUAUUGAGACUCCCUACAAACCUCACACAAGUCCACUGAGCAGCUUAUUGUUAUCGAAUGAUUCCGGUGACUUUCGUAGUGCACGCAGUCAACAGCCUACAACUCUCAAUAACACAACAGAUGAUCAUUUGUAUCUAAAACAAGAUGAUUUUGUAGUUGUGAGUAGUCCAGAAUCUUCAACACAGCCUACCACUACUGAUAAUAUCGGGAGUCAAGAACGUGAGCACACAGGAGAAUAUGAAUAUGUUAGCAUAGAUUCUUCAACCACUACUGGGAGUCAAGAACGUGAGCACACAGGAGAAUAUAAAGAUGUUAGAAUAGAUUCUUCAACACAAGAACUGAUUAAUACCAUCAUCAAUUUAGAUUCAAGUGAGCAGCCUCCCUCACGUCCUCCUGGUAGCUUGUCUCCACAGCCUGCCUCACGUCCUCCUGGUAGCUUGUCUCCACGUACACGCCCGAGAUUAGCAGCAGUGUCUAAAGGAAGCCCUACCACAUCUGGAUCGUCCAUCGUUGCGACACCACACUCGGCUACUGCUACUGCUCUGUCUCCACUGUCACCAGAUGUGGCAGUGUCUAAGAAGCAUCUUGGUGCAAUGUUGUCUAAUGCUGUGGGUCGUGAACAAUCAACCACACAUACUAAUUUAGAUAAAGGUCCUCGAUCUCCAGUUAAGUCUCCGCUGCCUACCAAUGUGGAUGGAGCAUGGACUUGUGAUUAUUGUACUAAUCUUGUGUUUGAUGGUAACAUUUGUGAUGUUUGCUCUCAUGCACGUACCACUCUAGUAUAACUUUUUUUGCUCAUGUGAUUCAUUCGUUUUGAAGUGAUAAAUGUCAUAUAAUAAUUAUUCAUGUGA
This is a messenger RNA of Halichondria panicea, 2751 nucleotides long. Its product is annotated as mitogen-activated protein kinase kinase kinase kinase 4-like. Gene Ontology annotation, molecular function: ATP binding; protein serine/threonine kinase activity. The transcript has 3 exons. The record is from RefSeq and is a predicted model, not a curated record. NCBI's taxonomy places the organism in Eukaryota, Metazoa, Porifera, Demospongiae, Suberitida, Halichondriidae. Gene Ontology annotation, biological process: protein phosphorylation. The coding region runs from base 52 to 2685 and encodes 877 amino acids.